AUAUAAGACUAUCAGCGUGUAUUGACAGGUGCGGAGGAACGUGCUGGGCUGAAUUUAAUGUUACUAAAUAAAACAAACGUUUAAAAAUAUGGGCAAUUGUGCUCGAACUUUGGUGAAGAAGUUACGCCGGAAACGCGAUGUUCAGAAAAACAUUGUUUUACUUAUGGUCGGCCUCGACAAUGCAGGAAAAACAUUAGUCCUAAACCGCAUUGCUGGAGAUCCUGAUCAAAAUGUAUUGCCCACGAUAGGAUUUCAUACCAUCUCUUUAAAGUAUAAGUCGUAUGGUAUAAAAAUUUAUGAUGUUGGCGGAAGUCCACAAAUCAGAGCAUUAUGGCCUAAGUAUUACAAUGAUGUACAUGGCCUUAUAUAUGUGGUGGAUGCUAGUGACAUUUCACGUCUUACAGAAAAUAAAGUUACACUUGGAGAAUUAAUUUCGCACGAAAACAUUUCAGGAAAACCAUUAUUAUUAUUGGCGAAUAAGCAGGAUUUGGGUGGAGCGAUUGACGAACUUGAUUUAGUAGAGAAUUUAGAUGUUGAACGUAUAGCAAAUAUGAUGCGAUGUCCUACAAGAGUGGAAAUUUGCUCCUGCCGUUAUCCCCAUUCAAAAUCUAGAAACGGUAUACUUGGUAUUAUUAAUGGCUACAAAUGGUUGCUGGAUACGAUACUGAAAAAUUAUACAGUUCUGAAUGAACGAAUCAAAGAUGAUCAGUCCUUACGGAAUGAAAGACUACCCGAUAGAGUGACGGAGUCUGCAGACUCACCAGAAUCUUCCAUACAUUCAAAUCCCUUUAAGCCAAUUCAUGAACUGUUCAAAGAACAAGCUGGUACUAGUUCCAUCGUAAACGCAAAAAAUGGAGUUAAAAGAAAAGAGCUUUUUAAAAGGUUCCUGUUCGGAUCUAAAAACAAAACUGCUCCUAUUGGUCUUGGACAUAAUGGAAGCAUAUCACAAGAUGCACUUCUUAGUACAGAUCAUGAUGAACGAAUUUUUGAAGUGCAGAACCACGGUAUUAAAAAUGGAAUUGUAUUAGAGCCACUAAAAUUAGACACACAGCAAAUUGUUAACAGGUCAAGACCACAAAGACCAUUUACUGCUCCUGUCGUUUCUCAGCAUGAUAUUCAUCAUUUACCAAUUCAGAUACCUGGUCAAGUAUCUCAAUGACAACGAUAAUGUGACUACAUUCAGCUGCAAACUGUCUCAUAAUGUACAAAGUAAUGAUUUUAUACGUAAUAGUAGCUACUGUAAGUCAAUCACCAACCAAAUGGUUUUACCAUACUUCCUGAAAGUUCAGUGUUCGAUCAAUAGGAUAAAAACAUUCCAUAUCUUGUUGACUACUGUGUACGAAUUCAGAGUGGGAACUGAUUGUUAAAUCUCAUGAAGUUUUUCUAGUCAGUUUAUAAACAAAUGCCUUUAAUAAAUAAUAAAUGAUAAAACUCAUUAUCCAGGAGUUAGUUUACAUCAUUUAUUAAACUUCAUCCACGGCAGAGAUAGAGCUAAACAAAAGUAUUAUCAAAAACGUCACUUUAUUUUUCAUUACAAUAUAUUUAUUACAUUGCGUAAGAUUUCAUACAAAUCUGUGUAAAAAACAUUAUCACAAUUUCAGAUAGCAAAACAGGAUACAAAUAUUUCCAGUAAGAACACCUUAUACAAAUAAAUGCUUAUGAAAUGCAUGAAUAUUAUAAAACAUUUUUCGCAUUCUUGCAGCUUUUCAGCGUCUCUAUAUUGCUGCU
Molecule: messenger RNA, 1728 nt
Organism: Orussus abietinus
Lineage: Eukaryota; Metazoa; Arthropoda; Insecta; Hymenoptera; Orussidae
Product: ADP-ribosylation factor-like protein 13B
Exons: 8
Coding region: 89-1159 (356 amino acids)
Biological process (GO): receptor localization to non-motile cilium; non-motile cilium assembly
Cellular component (GO): ciliary membrane; non-motile cilium
Molecular function (GO): GTPase activity; GTP binding
Source: RefSeq, a predicted model, not a curated record